Molecule: messenger RNA, 3292 nt
Organism: Actinia tenebrosa (Australian red waratah sea anemone)
Lineage: Eukaryota; Metazoa; Cnidaria; Anthozoa; Actiniaria; Actiniidae
Product: AP-5 complex subunit zeta-1
Cellular component (GO): AP-5 adaptor complex
Source: RefSeq, a predicted model, not a curated record
CGGAUCAAAGUGGUAGAGAUCCUUCAAGUGUCUUGAAAAAAGCUCGGUUGGUCGAGGAUGGUGAAUUUCAGGAGUUUUGUGUUAAACUUCUCGGUAUCCUUCGAAGUCAAGACAGAGGAUCAGAAUGUACCAGUCAGCUGAGAAGACUCUUUCUGCUUACAGCAGCUACUAGACGAAAGAGGAGAGUCCUAACAGACCUGGUUGAAGAACUCAAAAAUGUGGUAUCUGAGCCACAGCAAGGAUCAAAGAAGAUCAAACUACUGUGUUCUGCAAUUCUAAGGGAAAUAGGACCUAUUGCACAACUAGUUAUAACUAAUGUGGAUCCUCCUGUUGACCAGCRCAGUAUUCCAAUACUAUUACCACUAGUAUUAAUACAGGGGAAAGAACUGGGUUAUUGGAACAACCAUUUGCCUCAGAUGAUAAGGUGGAUUAAAAGUGGAGGAAUCCAUGUUGACUUGCAAACAGUAUCAUUAGCUUGUCUAAACAAUGUGUUUUUCUCCUACAAAGAUUUGAUUUCCCAAGAUGAUAUUGGUUUGAUUUGCCAUCAAAUGGCUCACUGGCUUCGGCAUGCAAGCACAGUAUCGGCACCUAAUCCAUAUCAGAGACAGUUAUUUGGAGGCAGCAAAAAUAGAGGGUAUCAAGCAGUAUCAGAAAUUGAUGGCACAGCUUCCAGAUUCUUCUACACAAUCCUAAGCAUUGCUCACUACAGCUUCCCAGACCAAUUCCUCAACAUCUAUACUUUUUCCAUGCUAAGAUCUUGGCUACUAAACACAGGGGCUGUCCAAGCCGAACUGGAUCAAGGCCCUGUUUACACCCCACAGGAAGGAACACCUCCUCUCUCCUUUACAAUUGGUUCUUCAUCACGUUCACCUUCAGAAAAUAUUAGCCAAUCCCCUUCAAGGGAAAGCUUGUCAUUUCAAGAUGGUAUUUUAAAAAGAAGUCAGGAUAAUUUAGACAAUAUUUCAAUUAACUCCCAGUCUUCUAUUGGAAUGUUCAUUCCACCUAUUUCCCAGUCUCCUGUCAGCCAAAUGACAUCAUCACCAACAGAAAGUCUGGGAUCUCGAUCGCAGACUCCUCUAAAUUUUCCUCUGACAGCAGAAGAUCCAGAGGAGAGGCCCCAGAGCCAAGUGUCUUCAAGCAAAGGACAACGGAAAUUAUCUAGAAAUAUUAGCUUUGCUAAGCUUUUUACACAGCAGGGUCCAAAGACGGGUCAACAGGAACUGAGAGAAAAUGCUUGUGAAUACUGUUUACGUGUGCUGGAACAGAGUGAAAGAAGGCCAACUAAAUUGCAAGACAGCCAGAUAGUUGAAGCUGGUCUACUAGAAGCCAUUCUCACAUUGGAUCGUCUGUGUACCUAUGAAAAGUCUCUUAUUCCCAAAUUGAUUGAAAUUGUCAGGAGAAUCUAUAGUAGAGUGACUGCUGACAUGAACAGAUGGAACAGAGUGGUGCUUGCAGUCGUGCAGUUUCUGCUUAACCAUGGUGAAUCAGUUGUUUUUGAUCCUGAGCCUGCCUGUAAAGCAGUGUUCAGGACAAUGAUCAAUGCUUUCUACUUCAGGCCUUCUUUUGCUUUUGAGGUCGUCAUGUUCUGUCUCGACAACGUGGAAAAGCUCUGCUCUUCUACCAGCGUCUUCACCAAGUAUUUUCCUAAUUUAUUCAAGAUCUUAGCCUGGUCGCCAAGAACAUUCCUGAGAGAGUUUAUGCAGCUUCUCCCAGUCAUGAUGUCAGAGGAUACAGUUGUAGAGGUUUUCCACAGUAUUCUUGACUUGCCAUGUUUGUCAGCCUCCGUAUGUGCUUCAUGGGCGGCAAGAGGGAGAAUAUCGAAUAACAGUGAUUCUCAAGCCUCUAUUCCCGCAUCUGUGACUGCCUUCCUUGAUCCCAAACACAGACCGUUAUUUAGCUUCAUUUUGAGACCCGAAGCUGGUCAUGGAGACACUAUUAGCAGGCUCAAAGCAUUGCACAUCCUCCUUGAAGACAUGGCAGAUCAUCCACGUGUUGUUGUGUCAUCACAAGUUGCACCUCCUUUAUUAAACUUAUAUUUUUCGACGCUUUUGAACGAGGCCGAGAUGGAUACCGUUAGCAAGCUCAUUCCUGUGAUUCUUGAACGAUCUGUUUUGUUGUACGAUUCACAAACCUUUCAACCUGAUAUCAGAAGAAUCCUUGCCGAGAAGCUAGUCCUGAUAUUCCAGAGAUACCCAUGCCUUGUAGCUACACAUAAACAGGAUUUGGUAGAUUUCAUCACGGGAUUCAAGAAUCUUGGCCCUGAGAAAGAAGAGUUCUUCAUUAAUCUGGUGUGGUCGAUAGGAGAGUUUGCAUCCACGGCUUACGAAGGAGGUUGUACGGUACAGAUGAUUGUACAAUAUUUUGAGACUCUUGAAGCGUUGACAUAUGAAGUAGCAAUGCAGACAGCCCCAGGAAAGGUCGUGUUUUCUGGAAAAUUAGUAUCCGUUUUCAUGUCAGCGUUAGCCAAGCUUGCUUCUCGGUGUCAGGAUCUGACUCAAAGAGCUAUCCUCUGCUGCAGUAAAGUCGUUAGACAAAAACCAGAAUUGUUGUCAGAUCCCGAAUGUUACGAUGAUCUUGUAACGCGGGCACAGGAACUAAUCCAGCUUCUCAAGCUUCCCAACGUCGCUCCUGUUAUUCUCAACCCUGAUGCAGAAUGGAUUACUGGAAGGUGGCACAGAGACAAGAAUACUUCACUGCCUCUCUUACUACAAACCACUAAACUGGUCUUAUCGUGAUGAUAGUGUACUGAACAAGGUGAAACGUUUGAUGUCCUGGAUUUGUAUAAAUGCAUGCUUUAGAUAUAUGGAGGCUUUGCAUCAUCACGUGAUGGCAGCCAAGACAGGAGGCACAACAAUAGAGUCUUUUCCCAUUGGCAUACUGAAUUCUUUCUCAUUUGAAUCAGACGAGACCAGAUUCCAUUGUUCCUGCCUCUUGUCAUGGCUGCCAUCACGUGAUGAUGCUAAGCCUUUAUUACCAGCCUUUAUUUCUGAGGUACAGUACAUUUAAGUUCAAUACAUUUAAUCUGAUAUAUGAUGAUCAUUUCAAUAUCUCAGUGCUAAAACAAAUUCUCUCUCUGCUGUUUUUAUGUCUGUUUGUCUGUCUGUCUAACUGUCUGUCUGUCUGUCUCUCAGGAAGUAAAGAGACGAAAAUAUUUUUAUAAAUAGUUGAUAAAAAUUAGUACGUAAAACAAAUCGUAAAAAAUUACCAACUACGAGUUGAAUGUAAAAUUAUGAAUACGAAUAUAAAAUAGAUCUUUAAGUUUAUUAAAAUUUUAUGAAAUAAAAAUCCCAAC